AUGUUAGAUACUGUGGAAAAAUUGGAAUCUAUUCAAUCAUCAAUGAUUCGAUUCGAUUCGAUUAUUAAUUCAAUUUUUAACUAUGAAACAGGUUUAAAGAAUAUAAGAUUCUAUCAUAAUGAUUUAAAAGUAUCAAAUAAUAGAGAAUCAAAUAAAAUGUUUAUUAUUCUAGAGAAUUUUCCAUGCAUUGUAAUGCAACUUCAAAACAAUCAUUGGGCUUUAUGGUCAAAAGAAAAAAAUUUAUUAGAAAUAAGAAAAUUAUGGAAUUUAUUAGAAAUUAAAUUAAAAUAUACAGAAAAGAAAAAAGAACAUAUACACAUGUUUGAUUUAGUAGAAUGUGCAUACUAUUUAGAUAAUACAGAAGCAUUGGAGUAUUUCCUAUCAUUUCAUAUCAUUAAAUCAGCUUCAUCAUCAUCAUUCAGUUUAAACAAUAGUAAUAAUUAUACAACAGAAGCAUUAGCAUUCAGUUUAAAAAAUAGUUAUAGAAACAAUAAUAAAACAACUACACCAGAACCUACAACAUACAUUUUAAAAAAUAGUUAUUGUAACAAUAAUUUAAAUAGUAUUAGUGAAUAUAGCAAUCUAAAUAAUAAUAGUACCAGUUUAGCCCGAAGCGCAAGUUGUAGUAGGCAGUUGUAA
Molecule: messenger RNA, 639 nt
Organism: Dictyostelium purpureum
Lineage: Eukaryota; Evosea; Eumycetozoa; Dictyosteliales; Dictyosteliaceae
Exons: 5
Coding region: 1-639 (212 amino acids)
Source: RefSeq, a predicted model, not a curated record